CUUCCGUUCCUGAAAACAUAACGACGAUGUGGGGAAAGACGGAGUGGAGAGCCGCUUAUGCACGAAACAGCGAGGACUGUUACGUACGUAUCGUCGGUACAAUCGACUGGUUGAGAGCUGAGACCGUGGAGCAGACCGUGGAGCCGACAGUUUAGGCCAACCUUAUUUGAGCAUGCCGCCGCCCGGAAGACCUACCACAUUCCGCCUGCUCACUUCGGAGGUACAAGAAGUUUAAGAGCAGCAGACGCUGACGCGCAGAGCCCGUAGAGAAAACGCCUUCAUCGCUCCGUCUUAAACCGUUGCCCAUCUUUCACCUGCAAAAAUGGAAGGCGCAUCAGUCAAAUCAAUGCUUGACCACCCAGACGAUAAGAUCCAUCCGUAUCUGCUCGACAAAGGGCACCAUCACCUCUCCUUCGUCGAGGGCAGAAGCAGCAGCAGCAGCAGUCACCGCGGGAUGCGCAAGAACCGCAGCGACGGGGCGCUGAGAGUGGGGCUGAAGGCGACGGCGCAUGCCGUGCAGUACGGGUUGAAGGAAGUUGCGCACAACUUCAAAGAUACGGUGGUCAGCCCAGUGCGCGCGUCUUUCUCUCACGGAGGACAUGGACAUGGUCACGAUGGGCAUGGGAAUGACCUACAGGUCGCUGGCAGCAGCCCCUCGUCGGCGACGGACGUCACUGCCGCCUCAGGGGUUGUCGAAAACGUGACUACAACAGCAACAACGACGUCCCUGAGCGCUGUGGGACAGCUGCUGGACAAGUACGGCGACGACGCUGAGAACGCCAACGCUCGCUCGUGGCCUCGCAGCAACAACAAGCAACGAGCAUCGACUGCAGGCCCGACGGUAUCGACAUUCCCCCGCCUUUCGGUCGCGAGCCACUCUGGAGAAAGUAGGGACUCCAGGUCCAGAGCCCGCGGGAAUCCGAGCACAACGUCCACUAAGGAUAUUAAACGCUUUGUCAAAACCUUCCCAGAGUUAUCAUCGAGUGGCGAAACGCUGAUAAACACCUACGCGUGUGCGCUCGAAAGAGAUGGAUUAUGGCACGGAAAGUUAUAUCUGACCAACGCCCACUUGUGCUUCUAUGGAAAACACUUUGGGAGGAGCGCAAAAGCUGUCGUGGCUUACAGCGCUCUGACAGGGUUGGAGAGGAAGAACACGGCUGGGAUGUUUCCGAACGCAAUACGUCUGACAGCUGAACCUGAUCAGAAGUUUGUUUUCGGCUCCUUCUUGAAACGAGAAUCUGCAUACGACGAGAUUAUGGAUUUCUGGGAGGUAGCCCAGUCAGAAGAAUUGGCAGCAGCAACGUCCGUGAGAUCAGAUUUGAAUGAGAGCGCAGCUUCCUCGGGCGAGAUACCUCGGGGUUCGAAGACAGCAAACAUCGAGUUCUUUGAAGACGCAGCUCACGAUACAGCGGCGACCGAAGAUUCAGGCGAUGGAUAUUGGAUACCCUCCGAAGAUUCGCAUGAUAUGUCCCUACCGGCAUCCCCAGCAGAGCCCGACGUUGCACCUUCAGAAGUUGCGGAGAAGUUGACGGUUGGGCCAACUCUCGCUGGCCCCAGUCAAGUCUUUCGACCGUCGAAUAGUGAAUCAGAUUUGACUGCUUUAGGCGAAGAGUUACCGGCAUCACCAAUCUCCGGACACGGGAUCAAAAACAGGAACCAUCGUGCACGCACGAUUGCCCAUGGCAUGAUCAGAAAGAUAUUACCCUCAAAAUGCUCGGAUCCAAAUAUGGCAACCACGCCAGGGGCCGCUUCGCCUUCCGACCCAGCAAACGGUUCGACAAUCAGUAGCACUCUGAGUCGAGCCGCCACAGUUGCGAUCCCGGCUACGGGGACUCCGCGAGAAUCGACAACGGUCGUUUCCCGCCCUCAGACGCCAAAAGUUCAAACGCAACACAUCCCCUCGGUGGCGCAGCCUAAGAGAACGGACAGCAAGGGAGUCGCAUCAACCCCCAGCAUUCAGGAGUCCGUUUCGGCCCGAUCAAAUGUCCCUGUGAGCUGCAAUUGCAUCCAACACUUUGACUUCCAAACAAUGGACGCCACCCUAGACCUCAAUGUUGAGAAGCUCUUUGAUGUUUUGUUUGGCGGGGAUGGAAGCGAGUUAGUGAGGCAAGCACAUGCGAGCCGGGAGACCGUCGAUGUGAUGUUCGGUCCUUGGGCUCUCGACGAUAACAAACAACCGAAAACGCGCGAUCUUACUUAUCUCGUGUCCUUCAAACCACCAAUGAUGGCGAAGCAGACGACGGGGGCUUCGGAGAAGCAAACAGUCAUGCGGUACGACCCCCUCAACGCGUACAUAGUGGAGACAGCUGUCCGUACACCAAAAGCUCCCUAUGGAGAGUAUUUCACGAACGUCAACCGGUGGUGUCUUACGCACGCCGGGAGAGAGCGGUCGCGGUUGUUUGUGACAACAAAGGUGGACUUUGCCAAGCGGUUGAUGUGGAAAUCACAAAUCGAAAACGCCACUGUGGAUGGCGUGAAAGCGUUCAACGCCGAACUGCUCACCAGGCUCCGCCAGAUCGGGAAAACAAACGUAAUUCCAGCCUCGAGCGAUUCGAAAACAGGAAAGGUCGGGAAUUCAGAACCCUCGAAAACCGCGCCGCCGUCUUCCGCAGACCUCCCGCCGGUUUCCGACGCCCCUAAAGACGCGCAACCAUCCAAGUCGAACGGUCCCCCACCGACUGCAUCCGAACGACUCACUGCUGCACUUCAAAGAACGAUCUCACGAAUAGUAGAGCUAUUCUCCAACAUCCCGAGUAUAAACCUUCACAGCGACAAACACGGAUGGACGCCACUUUUUUUCUUGGUCCUUCUCAUGGUUGUGAUGACGGCUGGUGUUGCGAUCACCCUGCACAACGUGAGAGAGAUGGCAUCUAUUGAGGUACGAUUGGAGAAAACCAUGCUCGCGCUUGAGACGCUGCAAGUGGGGAAGGGGGAGCAUCCGGGACAAGCGGGAGACGCGUCGGAUCCCUGGAGUCAGGCUGAUGAGACGGAGUAUCAGCGGGAGAGGACAAUCCUCCUCCAACGCACGAAAAUGCAAAUCGCAAACAUGCACGCGAAUGUACGCGAUGCGCAGAUUCGCGCAGUGGGACUUGGGGAACGACUUGCCGGGUUCGCAGACCAACUCUCCGCGGUGUCGCGCGCUGUGAACAGCAUGAGCCAUGUCGCUGUCUUUCCCGCCAAUGUUUCGCCGAAGGAGUCAGAUGCGAAGCUUGCGACCGUUGUAGUGCAACCGGGCACUCAGGCCACGUCGGCCGAUAACAUCACAGAUUCUCCAAUACAACCAAAUGUGGAGCAUGUGGAUACGCCUCAGGCCAAGCCACCGCUACCAUGACCCACUUCAUUCUGCCAUCCUUCACGAAUCAUGUUAUAUCGGAUGAUUUUGGACUCCUUAUGGACGGACUCGUUGUGGACUUCAUCCUAUCUAUGUCAGAGCCGGCCACUUAAUCAGAGGAUGCGUUGAAAGCAGCCCUUCAUUCCCCAACUGCAUCUCAUUUGUAUAUACUGUUUCCUUUUUGGACCAUCGCAUAACCGCGCUCGGUGGACGCAUGUUUUUACGGGGCUGCAUGCAAUACAAUGGACUGUGUGGCGUAUCUAUUUCUUUUAUCCAGGA
Fimicolochytrium jonesii is the source of this 3610-nucleotide messenger RNA. RefSeq lists its product as uncharacterized. Lineage: Eukaryota; Fungi; Chytridiomycota; Chytridiomycetes; Spizellomycetales; Powellomycetaceae. Gene Ontology annotation, biological process: intracellular sterol transport. The transcript is spliced from 10 exons. Gene Ontology annotation, molecular function: sterol binding; sterol transfer activity. The record is from RefSeq and is a predicted model, not a curated record. The coding region runs from base 323 to 3331 and encodes 1002 amino acids. Gene Ontology annotation, cellular component: plasma membrane; endoplasmic reticulum membrane; endoplasmic reticulum-plasma membrane contact site.